GUAAAUAAGGAGAAAGAGGACGCUGAUCCCUCGGAGCACUCUCCUCCGCGUAGUCGGACUCAGUUGCAGGCGCAGUUGCAAUUGCAAUCCCUAAUUGCAGUCCCCAAUUCCCAAUUUCCAGUUCGUGCAGUUGCCGUUCCCUGGGUACUUCAUUUCCAGGGAAAGCCACCCGCCGAUCAAUUCAACAUUCAAAUCACGCAUUCCCCACUUGACCCAUUCAUUUUCUCCAGAUCAGCAAUCUCACUCUGGUUGCUUGCUUGCUGUGAUUCGCUGCAUGGUUGUUUCAGAGCGAGGUGGAUUAUUAUGGGGUCAUGUUAA
This is a messenger RNA of Rasamsonia emersonii CBS 393.64, 318 nucleotides long. RefSeq lists its product as uncharacterized. The annotation marks the transcript as partial. Lineage: Eukaryota; Fungi; Ascomycota; Eurotiomycetes; Eurotiales; Trichocomaceae. The record is from RefSeq and is a predicted model, not a curated record. The transcript has a single exon.